AUGUCGGACCGGACGCAUCGAACGGCGCGGAUAAUAACGUCGAUAGCGGUGACCUUCAUAUCGCUUGCCUGCGGGACGAACUACGCAUACUCAGCAUGGGCACCUCAAUUCGCGGAACGAAUGCAGCUGUCUGCUACUCAGAGCAAUCUGAUAGGCGUUGCGGGCAAUGUAGGGAUGUACGCAUCAGGCAUACCAGCAGGUCUUCUAAUUGACAAAAGAGGACCGAGACCUGCAAUCCUCCUAGGGGCCAUUGCGCUUGGUGCAGGAUAUUUCCCUAUCAGGAAAGCGUACGAUGAUGGAGCCGGAUCUAUGAAUAUACCACUGCUGUGUUUCCUGUCCUUCCUUACAGGUGCAGGUAGCUGUGCGGCUUUCUCUGCGAGCUUGAAGAUCUCCGCGCUCAACUGGCCACAUCAUCGUGGAACAGCAACCGCCUUCCCGCUGUCCGCUUUUGGUCUGAGCGCAUUCUUCUUCACUACCCUCUCAGGCUUCGUAUUCCCCGACAACAUCUCUGGAUACCUCCUCCUCUUGUCCCUUGGCAGCUUCUGUCUGGCAUUUAUACCAUUGAUCUUCAUCCGGAUAUUACCCCCUACGACGCAGUAUUCCGCUUUAUCUACCAGCGAGGACCGGCGACCAUCUCUUUCACGGCGUGACUCGAAUCAGCUGCAUCGGACCAAAUCCGGACAGAGCACAUAUAGCAAUGAAAGUACGCAGCCAGAGCCAGGUAAGACACUUUUCUCUUCGCCUCAUCACGGGGCAGUUGACACGUCUGAAGGGGAUCCAGACGAGUCAUCUUCGCUCAUGUCUGGACCGGGGGAUGUCAGCUCUGAAGGGGAUACCGGCAACCAUGAAGCUCGUCGCUCACAGAAGCCAGGUGUUACCGGACUGGCACUCCUGCCGCGAGUGGAGUUCUGGCAACUGUUCCUCAUGCUUGGUCUACUAACCGGCGUCGGCCUGAUGACGAUCAACAACAUCGGCAACGACGCACAAGCCCUUUGGACCCACUACGACGACAGCGUCUCGAAAUCCUUCAUCCUCAAGCGCCAACUCCUCCACGUCUCCAUCAUCUCCUUCAUGUCUUUCCUCGGCCGUCUCGCCUCGGGCGUCGGCUCCGACGUCCUCGUCAAGCGCCUCCACAUGUCGCGCUUCUGGUGCCUCGCAGCCUCCGCCUCCGUCUUCACCGCCGCCCAGCUCUGCGCCAUCAAGAUCGAGAACCCCAAUCACUUGUGGGCAGUCUCGAGCCUGACGGGCUUCGCGUACGGCGCGCUGUUCGGGGUGUACCCCGCGCUGGUGGCGGAUGCGUUUGGCGUGCAGGGCUUGAGUUUGAAUUGGGGCUUUAUGACGCUGGCGCCAGUGAUCAGUGGGAAUGUGUUUAAUCUGUGCUAUGGACGCAUUUAUGAUCAUCAUUCGACGGUGCUGCCGGGUGGGGAGAGAGAUUGUCCGGAGGGCCUGAGGUGUUAUGCUGCGGCUUAUUGGGUUACGUGCGCGUCGAGUGUGCUAGGGAUCUUGGUGUCGUUGUGGUGUAUCAGGCACCAGCAUGUUAUGAAGAUGAGGGAGGGAAGACAUGAUCAUCCGGCAUGA
This is a messenger RNA of Coniosporium apollinis CBS 100218, 1578 nucleotides long. RefSeq lists its product as uncharacterized. Gene Ontology annotation, cellular component: membrane. Bases 1 to 1578 code for a protein of 525 amino acids. Lineage: Eukaryota; Fungi; Ascomycota; Dothideomycetes. Gene Ontology annotation, biological process: transmembrane transport. The transcript has 5 exons. Gene Ontology annotation, molecular function: transmembrane transporter activity. The record is from RefSeq and is a predicted model, not a curated record.